Molecule: messenger RNA, 776 nt
Organism: Phytophthora infestans T30-4
Lineage: Eukaryota; Oomycota; Peronosporomycetes; Peronosporales; Peronosporaceae
Product: nitroreductase family, putative
Exons: 2
Coding region: 300-776 (158 amino acids)
Molecular function (GO): oxidoreductase activity
Source: RefSeq, a predicted model, not a curated record
ACUUCACCACCACAAGCAAGGAGCACAAGAUGACCGGGCACCUUGGAGCCGCUAUCCGUGAACGAUACGCCUGCAAGUCCUUCCUUUCAGAACCUGUACCGGAUGAGACGCUGCGGGAGAUCCUUAAGCUCACACAGGUUGGAGUUAUGCCGGGUAGUUUGAUUUCGAGAGGUACCUGACAUGAACUAUUGCAUUUGCUCUCUUUGUACUACACAGCGUAGUCCCAGCGGAUUCAACACGCAGUCCUGGGUUUGCAUCGUGUUGCGUACGACGGAGGACCGCGCGGCUUGACGACUGCAAUGAUGGACAGCAACGUUCGCAAGGUCAACGAGGCCCCCGUUGUGGUCGUCUUCGCUGCCGACUGCGAGCCCAGCAAGAACGUGCAGCGCAUGCAGCAACUCAACCGCGACAAUGGCGCCCCAGAUGAAUUCGUCAACAAAAUUCCGGCCCUUGUAGAGCUGUUUUCGGGCGAGCAUGACCCGAAAGUGUCGACCGAGGCGUGGGCGUACAAGCAGGCGUCGUUGGCCGCAGCAACCUUCUUGUACGCUGCCCAGGUGCACGGCCUCGCAACGUGUCCGAUGGAAGGAUUCGACCAGGCUGGAGUGAAGAAGGCUCUGAACAUUCCUGACCGCUACAGCAUCCCCGUGGUGGUGGCACUGGGCCACGCGAACCCAGCUGCCAAGCCAGCGAAGCCAUCGGUGCGCUUCCCUCCGGCAGAGGUUUUCUUUGACGGCAAGUUCGGGCAGUCCACAGAAGAAUUGUUUGGGGAGAAGUAG